Messenger RNA from Lepisosteus oculatus (spotted gar), 4190 nucleotides. RefSeq names its product EF-hand and coiled-coil domain-containing protein 1. The record is from RefSeq and is a predicted model, not a curated record. NCBI's taxonomy places the organism in Eukaryota, Metazoa, Chordata, Actinopteri, Semionotiformes, Lepisosteidae.
UUAAAUAAAUUAAGACUCCGUGAGAACCCACAUGAUAAUUUGGCAUUAGCAGCCCGGAGGCGCUAGGACCCGCUGUCUAUACGCUCGAUGAAUUCCAGGACUCGACUCUUCAGCUGCGCUUGAUCUCAGCUCUUGACAACACCCGGGCGGCCGCGGUGGGUGGUGCUGGCCGGUCUGCGAGCGAGGGGAGGAGGGAGGGGGGAGUUGAGUAGUAAAUUGAAAACUUCCCGUGCCGCCGUCUGCGGCUCAGUCAAGUCAGAGCACAGCGAGAGCUGAAGGACACGAGCCCGGAGCCCGCAGGAGGAAGAAAGUGACGAAGAUGAUCCGUACUGGAUGUCACAGCAGCCCUCAAGGACGGGACAUCUCUCUGAUGUAAUCCAUCGUCAUCACAUUCAAUCUGUGGUUUACAGGACCGCUAUCCAUUAAGAGAACAACUCAUAACUUUUUUUGUAUAUUUGUUAUUUGCGCUUGCUCGUCUGUGGACUAAAUACCGCUUUGCAGCUCUUGACGCUUUUUAUUGGGAAUCUUCUUUUCUAUUCCUUUUUUAAACCUAUUUGGUUUCUCUUCGUAUAUCUCAUUUAUUUGUUUUAGUUAGCAGGUAUAUCAUUUAGACGGUUAUACCUGCGGUUUUUCUAAAACUGUAUUAAACGCACAUUCCUAUAACCCCUCACAGGUUUUGAGUUUGAGAGGUUUAAAAACGGUUUUUUUUAUCACCCCGCUACCACUGAAAGUGAUUAGCCAGCGAGUUAAAUGAUUUACCUGUCGUUGCUGAGGUGUGAACGCCAAAGUCACUGCUUUGUCAUUUUAUAGGCGAGCUUGUUAUCGCAGUCAAGAACGAAUAUUAAUUGCCUUUUUUCUAAAACUGGAGCUUUGACAUUUUCUUUAAACGCUUAAACAAAUUUAAAUUACAAGAACUUUGUGAGAAGUUUAAGCUUCCUGCUUAAAAAAAACAAUACAUGUUUCAGGAUUAUCUAGAUAAUUCUCUUUAAGUACUGUUUCUUCAGUAAAAGAUGCGACAUUCUCAGAAUCCCACAGUAACAGAUCCGCCUAGUUCUCCUCGGACACUCUCAACUUUUCGCCCAUCCCGCAAGAGCGAGUGGCUCCGUAGCGCUCUAACUCACCAUUACGAUCCGGACCCGGGCGUCGAAAACGAGAUUGUGGUUCUGGCGACGGGCAUCGACCAGUACCUGCAGGAAAUAUUCCACCAUCUGGCUUACUACAGCGGGGACGACCUCGUGUCCGCGGAGGAUUUUAGGCUGCUGUGUGCGGUACUGGGAAUCCUCGAGGCCGAGCAGGGAGAGGAGGAGAAGGCAGCUGGGGAAGAGACACUGGGGAUCUGCUCAAGGCUGCCCCCGGAGCUGGGCUUCAAGGAGUUCCACUCUCGUCUCUGCGGGUACUUCUGCCUCCGCUCCGGGGGCAGUAAAGCUGACGCCCGCCUUCCCGUGGCCGAGGAAACUGAACACAUAGAGCGCGAGAUCAGGCUCCGUUGGCCACGGGUUCGAAGGAGAAAGUGCGUCAGUUUCGACCUCUCCAAAGAUGUCCCUUCCGGGAAGAAACAGAUCCACAGAUCGGGGUCAAUCCUGAAGCUCGACAAUCUGCACCGCUGCUCCGAGGAGUCAGAGGAUGAGACAGACUCCGGUCCACAGGGGGCGGCGUGGAGCCAGCUGGAGAUGGAGAAUGCCAGCCUGCGGGAGCUGGUGGAGGACCUGCGCGCAGCCCUGCAGGGCAGCGACGCCCGCUGUCUGGCACUGGAGGUGGCCGCCCGCAGGCAGGGGGAGGGGUCUCCCCGAGACACGGGAAGGAAGAAGGCGCCCGCGGACAGGGAUCCCCGAGCGGACCGGAGCGCGCGGGGGACCCGAGCGCUGCUCCGGGAGCUGGAGCUCGUGCGGGCGUCCCGGGACGGGCAGCUGGAGGAGGCCGUGCGCUUCAAUCAGAGGCUGGAGGAGGAGCUGGGGGCGGCCGCAGGGGAGGCGCGCCGGCUGGGGGAGCUGGUUUCCUGGCUGCAGCACGAGAACGGCGACAUUAAGAGGAAGGCGGAGGACGCCCGCUCCGCCCUGGUCACCGGGCUGGCCAAGGUGCGAGAGAUGCAGGGCCAAGCGAGCCUGGUCCCUGCUUUAGAGGGCCGGGUUCAGGAGCUGGAGGCAGAGAUCCAGUCACACAGGACUCGGACUCGGUGCACGUGCAAGACGGACACUGUGAGUCAGGGGGCCGCUGCCCCAAUGACCUCCGACCCCCAGGGCCCCUCGCAGCGCCACUCCCCCACAGGCCGAGACGACUCCUGCGCCCGAGGAGAUGAAGCCCACUCCCACAGCGGACAGUGGGCGGCCGACGAGGCCGUGACGGCAGUCUGCCUCUCGCCCCCGGCGGAAGAGGGGCUGCAGAGAGCCGUGGAGGGGCGCGCUGCUUCGGACGAGGAGGAGGAGCGGGGCAGAGAGGAAGGGCAGUGCUGCCUUGUGGAAGUCAAGAGGCUGAUCAGCCGCCUCCACUGCUGUGCCAAGGGCUGUCAGAACGCUGCUGCACGCCAGCUGCUCAUCAGCCAGACCUGUUACCACGGUAACCCCCCAGACGGCAUCUCCAUGACGGCAGAGCUCAGAGGGAGGAGCCGGAAAAGCCACGCCCGCUCCGAAGAGAAGGAGAGGGGCACGGAGAGAGAGAGCGAGCUGGAGAAGCUGCUGUGCUCGGUGGGGAAGGACCUCCAGCUGAAGCAGGAGGAAGCAGAGAUGCUGAGGCUGGAGCUGCAGAUGGUGGAGACCGAGCGCGUCCGCCUGUCCCUGCUGGAGGAGAAGCUGGCCGACGUGCUGACUCUGCUGCUCCAGCUGCGCAGCAAGAAUAUAUCUCGCCGAGCCCUGGGGAAGAUCCUGAUGGACACUUUAGAAGUUUGUAGCAAAGCCGGUCAUGGCCCUUCUCACUCUCUCCAGGUCCUGGAUACUCUGUGCCAGCAGCUGCUGGCCUGCGAGCUGCUGUGCGAAUGCAGCGGAGGGCAGCCUGGGAGCAGGAACCCGCGUGGCACGGCCAACCCCCUCCUCAUCUCCUGCUGAGUGCACACGGGUGCAUUAUGGGAUGGUACAGAGGGUGGAAGAGAUUCAACCCCAGUGCUUCUCUGCGGCUGAGAGUGACGCCAGGGAAGAGGGGCUUUCUGGAUUUGAAUCAAGCAACUUGAUCACGGUCCUGGUCUGAAGCCUUUUUAGUCCGUCAGGGGUCACUCUUGUAAGCCACCAAGCUUGCAUCUGGGCAUCUGGGUCAAAUUACAGGCAUCAGACAGGGUGUAAGGGCAACAAUGACAGGGAGAUUCAGAGAGACCAUGGACACCCCGUGAACUAGAUAGGACAUCAAGUGGGAUUUUGACAAAACAUUUCCAUCCGAUCAAUGCCUGGAGUCAUUUUCAAGCCCAGAGCAGAUGGGAAUGCAGGGGCAGGACAUCCCAGUGCUUCCACUGGGUCUCCCAGCUUUUCCUGGGAUCCGAAGCAUUGGAGAGCAGAGGGGCUCCUACACAGACUGGAGGAAUUGGAACUCUUAAAGCUGCUAGGAGGAAGAGGUGGGCGUGAAGGCUGGACUGAGUACAGAUGAUCAAUUGACUGCUGGGGGUGUUGUUCCUGUCCAAGGGGUCCAGUUACUGGCUCCAAAUACAACAGUCAAUGAGACAAAGGAUGUGCAGGCAAGUUCAUCCAACAAAGUGCCCUGGCUUUUUCACUGCCAGACCUCUUCAAGUCCUGUUUCUCGGUCGCAGCUCAGGUACCUAUAAUCUCCUGCUUCAAAAGCUAAGUUUAUUCAAAUAUAAUUUUCACAGAUGCGUGUGCAUAGUUAUUCAGAAUUGUACUGUAUAAAUGGAUGAUAUUUAUGAAGUGUAGCAUCCCUUUGUGCUAUCUUAUUGCAGAGGAAUGGUCUGUAUGUAACAUACAACCCCCUCUCUUGUUUUCCUUGAAAUGUCUCUUCGGUCUAACUGUCCACAUCUUGGUAAAAAGGUGUAUAGAAAAAAAAAACUUGUAUUGCAAGUGUAGUAUUCAAUCAGCAUCUUUUGCAUUCCUCAAUGUGUUUCAUGGUGAAAUUGGGGAUUUGUGUAACUAGACCAUAUAUUAUAUUGUCUUGCUAUUCCACAGCUUGUGAAUGUACUGUAAGAAACCCUGGAAGAUUCACCAUAUCAAUGCACUGAUUUAAGCAAAAAUAAAAUGUAGAAAUAACGUGUGAUUCAA